Pteronotus mesoamericanus is the source of this 1467-nucleotide messenger RNA. RefSeq names its product golgi transport 1B (gene GOLT1B). The record is from RefSeq and is a predicted model, not a curated record. The transcript has 5 exons. Gene Ontology annotation, biological process: retrograde transport, endosome to Golgi; endoplasmic reticulum to Golgi vesicle-mediated transport. NCBI's taxonomy places the organism in Eukaryota, Metazoa, Chordata, Mammalia, Chiroptera, Mormoopidae. Gene Ontology annotation, cellular component: membrane; endoplasmic reticulum. The coding region runs from base 127 to 543 and encodes 138 amino acids.
GUCUGCGUGUUUCCGGAAGACGUGGCGGCUUUCCCCUGGGCUGUUUCCCGGCUUCAUUACUCCUGAUUUUGCUUCGCAUCCUGGGUUGCUCGAGCUGCCGUCGUCGCUGUCCUCCCGACUGCAGCCAUGAUCUCCUUAACAGAUACCCAGAAAAUUGGAAUGGGAUUAACAGGAUUUGGAGUGUUUUUCCUGUUCUUUGGAAUGAUUCUCUUUUUUGACAAAGCACUACUGGCUAUUGGAAAUGUUUUAUUUGUGGCUGGCUUGGCUUUUGUAAUUGGUUUAGAAAGAACAUUCAGAUUCUUCUUCCAAAAACAUAAAAUGAAAGCCACAGGAUUUUUCUUGGGUGGAGUAUUUGUAGUCCUUAUUGGUUGGCCUUUGAUAGGCAUGAUCUUCGAAAUUUAUGGAUUCUUUCUUUUGUUCAGGGGCUUCUUUCCCGUGGUCAUUGGCUUCAUUAGGAGAGUGCCAGUCCUUGGGUCCCUCUUAAAUUUACCCGGAAUUAGAUCAUUUGUAGAUAAAGUUGGAGAAAGCAACAAUAUGGUAUAACAACAGUGAACUGAAGACUCACUUAAAAUAUUGUAUUAUUUAUAAAAUCCUUUGAAGAAUAUUCAGCACAAAAUUAAAUUACAUGAAAUAGCUUGUGAUGUUCUUUACAGAAGUUUAAAAUGUAUAUCUACAAAGUACCACAGCAGAUAACAAAGAAGCAAUGGAAAUAGGCUUCUUAAUCAGGUGAUCUAAGAAGUCAGCAAGAAAACUGAAGGAGAUGAAGUCUGUUACAAUGCAUAGUGAUAUUCUUGACCUAAGAAGUCAGCAAGCAAACUGAAGGAGAUGAAAUCUGUUACAAUGCAUAUUGAAGCUCUUUCUACAAUGUGUAAAACACAACCAUCAUUAGAGAGCUAUGGUGCCUGACUCUUUUGUUUUUAUUUUGAAGGUUCAGGAACACCCACCCAUAGGCAUUUGCUUUUUAGAAAUGUCUACUGCAAUUGAAAAAAUAUUUCCAGUGUUACAGUGUCCCCAAAAGUGAUGCAUGAGUUAGACUGGAUUACAUGAUUGGAUUAUGUUAUUUUAUUGUAUUAAAACCAAGGAAAACCCAGUUUUGAUGUAUGAAUCACUUUUUUUUGGUAAACAUGUGGUGAAAAUAAAACUUUUGUGAUUCUUUUGAAUCAAUAUUUUAAAGCCAGCUGAAAAUCUGAAGUAGGUAUUCUCUGUUGGAAUAUGCAAAGAUCAUUCUUUACUAGCUUGAUUUCUAAAUUAUAGCUGACUAAGCACAUCUUGGGUCAGCAACAUGCUCUGGAAAUACUCUUCUUAGGAGUCUAAGACUGCAUCUGUAUCUUUCAUUACAUGUAGGCAUUUAACAAAAAAAAUUCUUGGCCAUGAAGUAGUCUAUUACAUAGCUUGUCGUAUUGAGUAGUCUUUUAUUUAAGAUAUAAUUGAUGCAAACCAAAUGGAUUUUCCAUGUCAUGAUGUAGU